AUGUAUCAAUGUACCAUCAGUUGGAGAGUCACGCUGAAGGCUCGCGAGAGGGAAGUAGGGUCGCAAAUUGAAAAGUUGGCAAAGGAAUCAUCGCUGGAAAGUUUAGAAAGCGAAAGAAACCUGUGGAAAGAGGAUAGUGAAAAGGAAAAUGUGGCGAUAGGAGCGUCAUAUGACAUGGGAUGGCAAAAAAGGGGAAAAGCCCACAACAGCCUGACAGGUACACUGUAAAUUCUACAUCUGAAAAAAUUGAAAAGGGUACAUUUGGAUAUGCAUUUUCAUAGAAUGCUUCUAUUUUUUCUCCCGAUUGUUCUUUAGCUUACUGACAGUUUUCGUGUCCUGGCCAAUAGUCAAAGUUAAUUAAAUUAAUAAGAAAUAAAUAAAUAAAAUAUAUCCUUAUUUUCACCACUAGGUGUUGGCUCCAUGGUUGGUCUAAAAACUGGCAAGGUGAUUUGCUAUGGUUCUAGGUCGAAAAGGUAAUGUAUAUACAUAUAUUUUGUCUACUAGGACCUCAUUGUAAUCAACAAGAGCAAAGUUUUUUUUUUCAAUUUGACCACAAAAAGUACAAAAUUAUUCAACAAAUGAUAACUCCUAUAUUUGCCUCCUCUUGAAAGUGUUACCCAGGACCUUUACUCAUGUCUUUUGUAAAGGUGUGCAACAUGUGAAGCUGCUAGCAGACAGUCAAAAACGCCUCGCAUACACGACUGCAGGGUCAACUGCGACGGCUCGUCAAAAGCUAUGGAAGCUGAUGUUUGUGUUGAUCUAGUCAAAAGGUAAUUACUAACCGAUAUGCAAUGAUAAAAAUAACAAAUAAAAUAAUAAUAAUAGUAACAAUAAUAAUAAUAAUAGUUGUUAAAAUGUUAAAUUCACAGUUUUAUUGCUGCAAAGAGAGACUUGUGGAAUCUGUUCUUAUGAUAUCAGUUUUACAGUGAUGACAACCUUACACCCUUGGUAAUAAUGAUUGAAAAUUUGACAAUAAAGUAAACAGGAAAAUGCACUUUUAUUUUUGAACAUGAGUAUGUUGAAAAUGCAGGAAAGAAAAUGCUUUAAAAUAAUGUCUAGGUGUAGUUUGAAUGCCCUCAUUUUUUAAGACACAAAAUGUUAAUUUUGUGGUUUUACUCUACUUAACAGUUGUGGGGAAAAAAUGCAGUUGUAUCUGUUCUUGUUGGGGAUGAUGAUUCGUCCACCUUAAGCAAAGUGAGGCAAAAUGUUGAGCAUGAGGUUGAAAAAUGGUCAGACGUAGUCCAUGCUAAAAGAUCCUUUGGUAGCUCACUAUACAGCAUCAAGAACCAAAACAAAAGCCUGACAGAUAUGGUGAUACGGUAUUUCCAGCGAUGCUUCGGUUAUGCACUAAAGCAGAAUAAGGAUGAUGAAGAAGGUUUACGAAAUGGUCUGAAGUCUAUUGUGCCCCAUGCAUAUGGUGACCAUUCUUCCUGUGGCAACUGGUGUGGCUACUUAAAAAAUCCUGCAUCCUACAAACACAGAGGCCUUCCCCAUGGCAAGGAUCUGACAGACAGAGGCUUACUUCUAUGAUCUUUUCCAGGGACUGCCUCAAGUACAAUGUGGAUGUAUGGUGGCACACCUCGCUCCUCACAAAUUCCCAAUUUCCACCAUUUUAGUAGAGGAAUACACCUGUAAGAAAAUAGUGUUAGUGCUCAUGAUUGUGUUCUAAAUAAGGAUGAUUGCAUUCUAAAUAAUAACUGCAAGGGAAAAAGCUAUAAGUGUUAAAGGACUAUCAACCUCUCUUAGUUUCACAAGCUUUAUAGGAUACCAAAUUUUAGUGAAUAAAAACCAUUUGCUUCUUCAGUUUAGGUUUAUGCUUCAAAUGCCAAGAAACUAGCUCCCCUUGGAUCAAGCCAGGCAAAUGAAGCGCUCAACAACACUAUAGGAAGCAAAGCUCCAAAGAUCAGACACUACGGAUCUAGUGAAAGCAAUGACUUUCGUGUUGCAUGUGCUGUUGGCCAAAAGAACUUAGGCCAUUCUUAUGUUUCUCAAGUGAGAAGAUAUAAUAUUAUGAGCAUUUUCACACUCCCCAAUUUGUGAGAUCCAUUGAACAUUGCACAUUAUUAUAAUAUUGUUUUGGCUAAGACAGGUGAAUUUCUUUUAGGCUUUUAUGAAGACUCAACUAUCUCCAGGUUCCAAUUCUUUAAAGUUUGCAAAGAAAAUGGACAAGAGAAUUCUGAGUUUGAAAGAGAAACAGAAAACAAAAGAGUACAAGAAGAGAAGAAUUGAGAAGAAAGAGAAGCGGUUGAAAAAGACAAAACAGCUUGAGAACAGAGAAGGACAACAGUAUAGUUCAGGAAUGGGCUUUGAUGGAGACGAUGCCACUCAGGAAAUUCCAGCACCACCUGCAGCCUCAAAGACUGAGAGAGUAUCAUUAACCAAAGACUACCAUCAAAUCAUAUUUGGUUUGGAAACAUCUGGAAGGGGUAAUUAGCUUUGCAGGGUGGAGUGAAGCAAAAAAGUAACAAUAUAACCUGGGUUGUCUUAGCAGGGUGUUUAUGAAUUCCACAUUAGAGAAUAAUAUAUUUGAUAAUAAUUAAUAUAUAGAUUUAGCCAGGGCUAAAAGCGAAGCUCCAAUUAAUAAAUUAAUAAUUUAAAUCAAAAAAUUAACUUUUAAUCCACAUAUCACUUAACUUAAGGAGCUUUAAGAGAACAUUCAUGUGAUUUUUGAGGGAAAGGCUAAGUUAUUUUAGAAUGAAACAUCUUACAUCGACUUGAUAACCUUAUAUGUACACCCAAAAAAAUAGCAAACAUCUUCGAUCACAUUCAAGAUCACAGUAGAUUAGGCCUCGAAAACAAAUUCUUGGAAAACAAAUCACGCCAAUUUUUUUUGCGUUCGACAGGUUUACUUUACAAAUUCUUGCCAACAAAUCUGGGAUGUUUAAAUCAACGUUUUAUAAUUUUUAUACAUCACGUUUGAGGUGAAACAGUACUAUUUACCAUAUACACCUAGGACAGAAUGCGGUAUUUCACAAUUGUUCAAGACAAAUUGCACUCAGUCAAUAUUCAGGGCGAUCAAUCGUGGGCUUUAACCGAAACCGUUCAAAAAUUUCCAAAAUCAUCCAUACGGCCAGCUGGUUCUCGUUUCUAUAGUGCGAGCUGUCAGUGUGGUUGAGUUUUUGAAUGAACUUUAAGAGAGUUACACUUCCACAUAAUAGCGAAUUUAUCAUUAUUUGUUUUGUUAUUUAAUGGUUUCAGUGAUAACGAUGAGUAAUCUUAUAAAGCGUUUGAUAUGCGGGACAUUUUUUAGUACUCCUGCAAGCGAUGGUCAUGAACGAUGAAACCAAACGGCACGAACAAGCGAUUAAAAUUGCAAGAGAGAUUACUAAUGAUCAAAAAAAGAGAUAUAAUUCCGUGAAACAUUUACAGACACAACAAUUUUCAUUCACGAAGACAAGUAUUAAAGUGUCUCUAAAAACCCUGAGUCUUUAAGCGUAAAGCUAAGCCUGCUUCCCGGCGCGGUGUUUACUGUUUUCGAAGAAAAACUCCUUGAAGCAAGAAAAUCGCUUAAAGUUUUCUUUCUUCAGCCAAAUUUAUAACUAAACAUUCUUCGGAAAGUUUUCUUUCUAUUUGUGGUGAGCAAAUAUAUCUGAAGGCUUUUUAACGUUCUGUAAGCUUAUAUCAAACCUGAUACUAGGUCAGAUCAUUGACUCAAAUCCUACAAACGUGCAUAAACUUGCCUCAUAAACUGUCAGCGUGAACUAUGCAAGACUUCAAAAACAAACAUCAAAUACAACAAUUACUUAGGCUUACCAUUCGAGAUUCAGUUCCUGAAAGCUAUCAAGGAAGGCCACGGUUGCUUGAGACUUUUAAACCCUCUUACGCAUUAAGCAAGGUGAAAAACGAAAACGAUGCCAUCCGAAAUCGAAUUACCGAAUUUUGACAAGCGACGCAUUUCUCAACCAAAAACCCAGUAAACAAACCAGCCAUGAAUAACAGAAGACUCUUGAUAGCAGCUGUAUUUCAUUUUGUACAUCCAGAGGGAAAAAAAACGUUAAAAACAUCACAAGUUGACACAAAACUCUGUCAGCUUCAGCUGUCAAAGUAAACAACUUUCAAGAUGCUGCAUAAUUUUUCCGCAUGAACUCACCUGUCAAAUUGUGACCAAUCGAAGUAUAAAAAUUGAACGUAGAGCGUGACCAACGCGUGACCAUGGUAAGAUAAGUCUUCCCCGCCUGUACCUUUAAAAAAACUGGAUGAAUUUUCCCUUCCGAGGUCAGUUUGAAAUCAAAAUCCUAAUAGUGCAGGGCCAAAGUGACAUAAACACAACAUAUUUGAUAUGAAUCCUUGGAAAAAAUAAACUUGAGCCUACGAUCAUUUCAAACUGGUAAUUUGUCAGCGGAUAACUUUAAAAAAUACUAGACUUCGAUGGGUCGACACUUGAGCCCGCGCUACGGUCAGGUGAUACUGGUCAGCGGAUGCCCUGUUUUGAUAGCUUUCAAUUGAUCACAACGUUGAUGUGCAAUUAGUUUUCUCCUGGGCUCCCAAACUUGCUAAAAGUGUGAGAGUAAACAUUGGUUUUCCUGUGGUGCGGACGGACGGUUGGCGGGCGGUCGGUCGGUGUACGGUCAUGUGAUUACCAAAUUUUCUGGGAUGGGUAGAUUUACUUAGCUAUGGGAUUGCUUUUCUAUUUUGCUAAAUUGCUGAAUACCUGUCCUGCUAAUUUGCAUCACAUAUAAUUAGAUUCCUUUGUUUUAUCAUGCCUUAUUCUUAAAGAAAAUAGGUGAGAUGCAAAUUAGCUGGACAGGUAUUCAGUAAUCGCUCCUUCUGUUUUUAUUUCAGAUAUACCCUGCAUAAAUGCACUAAGCUUUUUUGUUACAUUUUUCCUUAAAUAUCUUUGUAAAGUAAUAAUUGGAUUACAAUACCUUAAAAUGGGUUUAUCUUUGUUGACAUCAGGUAAUGAUGCUGAAAUCCUACAAAUUGCAGCAACAGAUGGUAAAGAUGAGUUCUCUAUUUAUGUCAAGCCUUGUUAUACAAUAUCACCAGAAGCAUCUGCUGUGAACAAACUCACAUUCCAAAGAGGAAUGCUGUUUUAUGAUGGGAAGCCAAUCACUGAUGCUGUUGCAAUUGAUGUGGCCCUGAAGAACUUCAUUGAGUGGCUUAAAUCAAGAAUGCCUUGCAUUUUAGUGGCACACAACUGCAAAUCCUUUGAUGCCAAGUUCUUGGUGCAAGCAGCAGAGAAAAAUAGAUUCAUGGAUGACUUAGCUCAAACUGUUUCUGGCUUUACAGACUCUCUUCCACCAUUCAGGGAAUUGCUUCCAGAAAGGAAAUCCCACAGCCAGGAAAACCUUGUACAAGAUCUUCUUGGUAAAUCCUAUGAAGCUCACAAUGCUCUUGCAGAUGUGCAAACACUCUACCAGCUGGUGAACAAGUUUCUAAACGUCAAACUGCUACAAAAGCACAGUUUCAAAGUUUCAUGGGUGGCAUCCUAUCAGAAGCUCCUAAAAGAAAAGAAACUUCUGGUUAAUACCCUGCAGCCAUUAGUCAGUGAGAAGUACAUGUAA
Molecule: messenger RNA, 5504 nt
Organism: Porites lobata
Lineage: Eukaryota; Metazoa; Cnidaria; Anthozoa; Scleractinia; Poritidae
Source: the annotation of a GenBank genome assembly